Molecule: messenger RNA, 347 nt
Organism: Penaeus indicus
Lineage: Eukaryota; Metazoa; Arthropoda; Malacostraca; Decapoda; Penaeidae
Product: rho-related BTB domain-containing protein 1-like
Exons: 2
Coding region: 27-347 (106 amino acids)
Biological process (GO): regulation of cell shape; regulation of actin cytoskeleton organization; cortical cytoskeleton organization
Cellular component (GO): cell projection; cytoplasmic vesicle; cytoskeleton
Molecular function (GO): GTP binding; GTPase activity; protein kinase binding
Source: RefSeq, a predicted model, not a curated record
CAUGCCUGUGAUAAUGGGUGUGGACCAUGGAUAAUGAACAGCCGCAUCAGGAACUGGUGAAAUGUGUGGUUGUGGGAGACACAGCAGUGGGCAAGACCCGCCUUAUCUGCGCUCGGGCCUACAACAAGCAGUUCUCUCUCUCACAGCUGCUCAACACACAUGUGCCCACUGUCUUUGCCAUCGACCAGUACAGGAUAUACAAGGAGGUUUUGGAACGGUCUUGUGUGGUAGUUGACGGUGUGAAUGUCUCCCUACGAUUAUGGGACACCUUUGGGGACCAUGACAAAGACCGACGUUUUGCCUACGGCAGGUUAGUGCUGCUUUGUCUGGGGGUUAUGGUCAUGUGA